AAUAAAGACAACUCAUUAGCUAAACAAUAAAUGUAAAUGAAACAUUUGCAUCAGAAAACAGCAAAGAAAUAAAAUAAAAGAAAAAAGAAAAAAGAAAUCAGCAAAUAUAUCUCGGAACUCAUUGUUUAAAAAGUAUCCAUACAUAUAAAAAAAAUACAUAUAUAUUGAAUAGAGUUCACUAACCAUCUGAAGUUUUAUCUUCUGAUUCUUGUAGGACGCCUUCUCUGCUGGAACUGAUACGACCUCCACAGUCCUAGAAUUGGCAACGACAGAGCUAUUAAGACACCCCAGAGUGAUGAAUAAAGUGAAAAAUGAAGUGAGAGAGAUUCUUAAAUGCAAACCACAUAUAACAGCUGAUGAUCUGGAGGAAAUGCACUACCUUCAAGCAGUGAUCAAAGAAACUGUUCGUUUGCAUCCUCCUAUCCCAUUACUGGUUCCACAUGACGCGAGCGAAGAUGUCAGAGUAAUGGGCUAUGACAUUACCGCCGGAACAAUGGUUCUGACCAAUGCUUGGGCAAUCGGAAUAGACCCCAUGACGUGGGUUGAACCCGAAGAGUUUCAGCCUGAAAGGUUCUUGAAUUGUUCCAUAGAUUUCAGAGGGCAUGACUUUGAAUUGAUUCCAUUUGGAGCUGGCAGAAGGGGUUGCCCAGGGACCUCUUUCGCAAUUGCCCCUUGUAGGUGCAAAAUUUUGUUCAACCAAUAAUAAUUGAGAAAAACAAAACAACUCACUCAAAAAAUAAUAAAAAUAAACGAGAACAGUGUAUAGAGAAGCGUAGAAUUGCUUGAUCCCUUUAUUGGAGGUCUUAGCCUCUAUUUAUAUACAAAAGAUUGUAAAAUUAUGGUAGGACUCGCGUUGCUUGCCCUCCAAUUCUUUCUAUAUAAACAUUCUUUACUAAUAGAGUUCUUUCCAUUGUCUAAUUUUCCAUACAUAGAA
Messenger RNA from Cornus florida, 934 nucleotides. Its product is annotated as cytochrome P450 71A8-like. The record is from RefSeq and is a predicted model, not a curated record. The coding region runs from base 296 to 703 and encodes 135 amino acids. The transcript has a single exon. Lineage: Eukaryota; Viridiplantae; Streptophyta; Magnoliopsida; Cornales; Cornaceae. Gene Ontology annotation, molecular function: monooxygenase activity; iron ion binding; heme binding.